AUGGCUGGAUGGUCGACUGUUCAAAGGAGCGCAAGAAGUUCGCAUCAGCAAGCCAGCUCAGACGAAAUGGCGGAGAUUCUCCGCGCUUGGGACGACGAAGAUGACGAAAUGGUUGAGUAUCUUCAAAAGUCGAAAGCGAAUGGUGCAAAUCUUUCAAGGAAUGUAAAUGGUGAAGCCACUGCUUCUGGUGUUUCAGCAAGCAAAGGUGUACCAAGGUAUUCUUCUUCAUCUGUACGAGCAGCUAAAACAGUUUGCCUUUACGUUUGUUUCUUCGGCUUGGUAAGUUGCAGCAAAGCUGUAAGUUUUCAGUUAACAAUAUACCAAAAAAAGUGAUAACAGGCUCAUGGACGGCUAGAACCGUUUUAGAGUUAUCCAGAAGCCUCGUUACUAGGGUUCUUGUAGGAGGAAUUCAGAAGGCCACAUUGUCAAGAAAACUGAAAAUCAGUGAUCUGCCACUGACAGCUGCUACUCAGCGAAAACCGCGAUUCACGAACACCUCUAAAAUGUAUACAUAUUGAGACACCUCUUUUUACAGAGUGUCUCUUUUUCCAUUCUCUUCUGUCCUAUCAAAAGGUCGAACAAGAGUAAAAAUUAAAUCAGUACUGAGAAUCAGGAAUGAGGAGAAAAAGUUUAAAGAGAAAAAUAAGAAAUAAAAGAACAUAUAUUUACUCAACAGAAAUUUGAAUCUGAGGUUGUGUGCUUGUAAGGAAAAAAAUGUAUAUACCAUUAGGCCAUGUGAGGAAAAGUCCAAAAUAAUUUUCGCACUGUGUAUAUUCUGCAGAAAACCCCAAGCGGGGGUGGGGGAAGGGAUGCUGGUCUCUGUACCAAUACUUAGGUAUAGUAGUUCAAAACCCUCACCCUGUUUUUAUUUUAGGAUUUUUUUUUCUUUGAAGACAAAAAUCCUAAAAUACAUGCCCUGUUUAGGACAAAGGACAAAAUGCAUGCCGUCUGCAUUUAAAUCCAUUUAUCAGCAAUUGCAAUGCAGCAAAUUUACAUUCUAAUCAUUGCUUUUGUACUUGGAGAACAAACAAAUUUCAUCUAGCAAAUCAAAUUAAUCAUGCCGGGUUUAGGACAGGACUCACAUGAAUUUAUAUACCCUGUUAAGGACAAACUUGCGCGAAACUAUGUACCCUGUUUGGGACAGAUAGGACAAAAACCAUAUACCCCUUCCAGCGGCACAUUCCCAUAUCUGCCAUAAAAGGGAGUACACACCCCGUGGGUAGAAAACACUGUUUAAAGCUGGAUGAAAGAUUAAGCAGGGUGUUAAAAGUAAAAAGCCAAUCUUAAAAACAAAUUUUAUCACAUUUGAAGAUCAUAAUAAUUAUGGCCAACAGAGCCGAUAAAAGUCAGCCGAUCUACAAUUGUAUCUUUACUCCAAUUUCCACUCUUAUUUUGGGGCUUAUGGUCCAAAUAGCUUCCAUUCUCCUUGAAGCUGUACUUUUGCCAUUGAAAUUUAUCCCCAAAAGCAUUUUUGAUUGCUAAAAUGCGCAUCAAACAAGUACAGAGAAAUAUAGCCACCUCCCUAAUAGUUUUCCACACCUAAUUCAAAAUUAAUUAUAACAAAAUUAUAAAUCUACUUAGGUCUCUGGCCAUAGACCGAUUGCAAAUAUGGCGGGGAUUUCACCAAAGCGAGGCUUUUUGGUAGCAACUGUUGCUAGGGGCUAGUUGCCUGUGUUUACCUGUGCCGUUGCUGGAAAGACUGCAGCUUCUCAGGCGUCUUUUCCUUUAAAUUUGACAAAAGUAAGUCAAUUUUCUUCGCUGAAAAAGGUUUCAAUCUAGUAUACACGAUUUGGAUACUGUUUUUCUAUGCUGAAUUGAAAGAUCAACUGACGCACAGCGAUCACAGACAGAGUCAUUUGUACAGCGAUCGCCAUACUUUGACUGCCCGAUAUUUUUCAUUCAUUGUAUUUAAGGUUCACAUCUAAGUCAUCGUGGACCAUUUUAGCUGUUGUCAUUUUAGCUGUUGCUGUGGGAAACUAGAUACAUUAGGCCUACGGCAUGAUUACAAAACCCCAAAGAUCCAGCAACACAGGUGCAGGCCGUGAAGCAAGUACAUCGUAAGGUUGCUCGGUUAAGCGGAUUGCUAUAAUCUUAUUUUAUGUGGGGGUUCACUUUUCCACAGACUUCGGUAGCAAAGGGCUCUGAAAUAAAAGGUUUUGCUCUCUUUGUGAUUCUUGGCACCGACAUUAUGAAGGUAUUGUUCAAAAAAAAAAUUGACACCACCUUCAAACGGCUUCAGUACCAUGUAGUCCGGGGAAUGCUGAAUGUUUUUACCGGAGUUUCGGACAAAUUUCACAAUGGUGUUAUAUGUGAAUGGAGGAAGAUGGUCCAGUACUUUAUCCAUAUUCUUCUCAGAAGGACAAAAUCUAAACUUUUCCUCAUUCUCCCUAACAAGAUCUGAGUAGCUCUUUUUGCUUUGAGCACGAAAUGCAGUGGCGCAUGCGGUCGCUUGAUUAUUUUGAUCAUUUUGCCCACGAUCAUGUGUACACAUUUGAAGUACUUCCUUCACUCUGCACCAAAAAAUCAAUGAGAAACGCUAAUUUUAAACUUGCAAUCACUUAGAAAAAAAUAAUGAGACAAAAGACAAAGGUGCAUUACACAGUUUUCAAGUGUAUUUAAUCAUAUAAAACAGAGGGUUAGAAACGCUGCUUACUUUGUAACAAGUUGGACCUUCACUGCUAAUCCUUUCAGGCUCACUUUCUUCCUAAAAAAGGUGCAUUACACAGUUUUCAAGUGUAUUUAAUCAUAUAAAACAGAGGGUUAGAAACGCUGCUUACUUUGUAACAAGUUGGGCCUUCACUGCUAAUCCUUUCAGGCUCACUUUCUUCCUAAAAAGAAUUUCUUUUAAUUCCUUCACAUGCAUCCUUUCCACAGACCUAUCCAUUAUGAACUUAGUACUGUUCGGUAAAAAGAACAUACGGUGAAACUGAGUCUAAAACAUUUUCAAGAAGUUCCAAGUUCAAAGUUGGAAAUGUAAUAUGAGUUCAUAUAAGUACAUCGCAAUCGUGAUUUUUCCUAUCAUCUACGUUCCGAUUUGUAUAGCAGAGGCAAAGUAAAAAGCACUGACCUUUAUUUUAACACAACGAACUGACAAUGACUUCUUCUUGAAAGUUUUUUAUUGUUUCCAGAGUGAAAAAACAACAAGAUAACAGACUCGCAUUAGCAUAUAAACAAGCGACCAGCCCUUAGCAACGGUUGCUACCGAAAAGCCUCGCUUUGGUGAGAUUGUCGCCAUAUUUGCAAUCGGUCUAUUGCUUAGUAAGGAAUAUAAAUAUAACAGAUAAUUAUUUCUAGAUACUACCAUAUUGUGCUGGAACCACAAUCAAUGAGACAGACAUCUGCUACACUUUUUCUGGUUAAUGUGUUUUUUCAUGCCCAAGAAUGCAAAAUGUUUACACUUCCAGUCAACUUGUGUCUCUCAAAAAUGUUUUUGCUGAAGCUCCCUAAUAAUAAUUAUUUCAAUAAGCCUCAUACAAUUAUUCAAUAUCUCAUAGGGAUCAUGUGUGGCCAUCCUCGGGCCUACGCUUUUGGAGCUGAUGUGCCACACCUCCACCAAACUGGAGCGUAUGUCAUAUGUGUUCACCUCACGUGCAUUUGGUUACCUCACAGGCAGCAUUAUUGGUGGAUGGUUUUAUGAAAAGUAUAAUGGCCAUGUCGUGUUAGCACUGUCCUGUGUGUGGGGCACUCUAAUGAUGAUGGUUUUGCCAUAUGUCACAUCUCUGCUGGGAUUGGUUAUUGUUACUGUGUUGUUGGGAGUGGGCCUUGGAUCUCUCAAUACAGGUACAUACAGGAGACAAUGAAUUCACACUCCAGUUAUUUAGAUGUAAUAUCAGUUUUAGGGCAUAUUCAUGGAGUUCAUACCUGAGCAAUAAUGUGGGUAUAAAACUACAGUAUCAAUGUUAUGGUUCAGUUUUAUCCUCGGUACAAAUUUUCUUUGCCUUUGUUUCAAACUCAUUAAUUAUACAUAAUUACCAUACCCCAAAACAAAGAAAAAUUAUAUUUAAACCAAGUAUAAAAGUGUACCACAUCAUUGUAGUUAUGCAUAAAUUCGUCAACUUGACCUUAGCGCUGCAAGAACUAUUACAGGGUUCACAAAUACGCCAAAAUUGUUCAGAUGACUCCACAGAGGUUACAGAGGGAGUCACUUCGACUCCAAAAAUUUUCGGUAACAAACAGGGAGCCACUUUGACUCCAGAAAUUUUCGGUAACAAACACAGUUUUGUCCUUACCUUUUUCACAACAAAUGCAAUUUACGUUAAUUGUAAACAUUGUAAACCUUAAUUAAAUCAUCAAAAUUAAAGAAUUAUACUGCACAACAAACUAGGAAGAGGGUAAAUUACGAGCAGAGUUUACUCGAUGACCGCCGUCAUGGAUUUGAACUUUCCAGGUCAGCGGACCACCACAGCUACUUCGUGUAUCCCUCACGAUAGUGUAUACAUGCCAGGACCACGUGCUGGAAAGUCUGAAAAUGGCUUUUUUUGUUGUGAUACUUGACUCCAAAUAUUCUAAAAUGACUGCAAAAUUUGUGAAGCAGAAGUCACAGUGACUCCACUCAUCAAUUAAAAUUUGCAAACCCUGACUAUUAGUUGUCUAGGCUUAGUGGAAAGCGAUUAAUAAUUCAUAAUUGUUUUAAAAUUAGGCUUGAGGAGCAGUUAAAUCAGGUUUUCAUUUAUGUAGAAUUGUGUUACACAUGCAUAGUAACAUGCGCGUGUUUAUGUGCAUUUAAAAAAACUGAAUUCUAUUACAUAUGAGUAGAGCAAUGGUGUUUUAAUUGUCACUUGAAGAUAAUUUAGCCCUUUUAAAUACAAGCCUUGUGACUGACCAAGUCACCCUUGCCUUUGGGUUUACAUAAGGCAGUACUGUUAUUAAGGGCCGGAUGCUGGGAAUUUCCCUUGGCUACAAGGAACUUAACCGUGGCUUCAUUUAUAUGAAAAUAGAGAAAAAAUAAAAGAGAAAGAAAUGCAGAGCUGCUUGAUUCCCUGUCUUCUUGUGUGUAUUUUAUUUUAUUAUAUAGAUACUGAUGAAAUACUAGGAUUUUUCCUUUUACUAAAAAAAUCAUAUCUUCAUCGUGCGCAGUGAAGAUACUAUUUUUAUCUUUCACGUGUGAGGAUUCCUUUAUAACUUUAUAUCCAAGUUUCAUAACAUUUUUGUGACAGGCAUUUUGUGAUAGGUGACCACUUUAAUUGCACUAUUUUGCCGUUUCGAAAAUGAUUAAAAAAAAGCUGUGUUUUAUGUAGGAAUUUCAUCAGUAUCUAUAAAAUAAACAGAACAUUACAUGGUCGCUUGGGGAUACGAAUUUUAUCUUCUUGUGCUGAAAGUAUCUCUCACGAGUGAGCAAAGCAAACGAGUGAGAUAAACUCAAAGAUAAAAUUUGUAUCCCCAUGCGGCCAUUUAAUAUCCUCUAUUUAUCCAACAACUUGAAAUAUUAGUGAAUGCCUUGAUGAAGAGUUUCAAACAAAGUUAUUUCGGAGUUGCCUUUGUGCUGACUUAAGAAUGCAGUGUAAGUGUACUGUAGUCAGUGAUUUGUUACCUCUGCGUCCUGCAUCCCUGAUAUAUAAAAUUCCCAAAGUCGCAAAGUAAUUUGUGGUGUGCAUGCAUCCAGUAGAAUGCAAAGAUCGAUUGAUUGAUCUCAAGAUGUUUUUGUAGAAUAUCCUGUGUGUGUGAUUUCUGUGGCUGUUCUUGUGGAUGUCGUUUAACAUCUCAUAUUUCUUUUAGUUUUUGUUGUACUUGACAAUAGAAGGAGUAUAUUUUUAUUUCUAAUCAGUAAACUGUGAUACAGAGUUUUGGAGUCUGUCCUUAGACUGACUGUGUGGUUACAUUAAGACCUGCGGUGACUUGUUAUUUUUCUAACUGGGACUCAAUGGUUUUGGAAAGGGACUCAUGACUUCUGUCAAGUUGAGUCUUAGGAUUCGCCAUAACUAUUUGUAACAAAAUCAUUGGUAGUCUAGUGAACUAUUAGGUGUAAUGUGCUGCCGUGUCAAUGACUGUUCUUAUCUGUGGACAAUAAUUUGUUUUAUUUUUUAUUUUAUUUCAGGUGGAAAUGUACUUCUGCUAAGUACAUGGGGCAAGAAAUCACGGCCAUAUGUGCAAAUUCUCCACUUUGUGUUUGCCCUUGGUGCAUUUUUCGCUCCGCUCAUAGUUCAACCAUUCCUUCAAGAGAGUACCUACCCUUCAAAAAAUGAUACCAAUAGCACUGGCAAUGACAGUAACAGUGUGACAUGGGCUUACUGCAGCAACAGCAGUCAGUGUUUAAGUAACGAGACAUUAAACACCAGAUGUUACUGUUUCAGCACCACCCUCAAUGAAACAGAUGGCAGUACCUUUCCUGUGAUAUGGGCAUACUGGAUCAGCUCAAUUCCUCUUGCUAUUGCUGGUGUUGGAUUCUUAGUCUUUGUUUUCAUCAAAUCAUGCAGCUUACAGGACAAGGAUAACAAGGAUGAGGAUGCUCCAAAGACCAAAGAGGGUAGCUUAAUGUACAGAGUCACCAUUCUGUCACUAUUUUCUGUUUUCCUUCUGCUUUAUGUGGGUCUUGAGGUUGCAUACGCCGGAUAUAUCUUUACCUAUGGUUACACAAGUAAUGAAACAAUGAGCAAGGACAGUUCGGCAUUUUUAACAUCUGGGUUCUGGGGAAGCUUUGCAUUGGCACGGCUUGCAGCAGUGCCCAUCUCAAGGUACCUCAGACCGUCCAAGAUACUGUUUCUAGACUUAAUGGGCUGUGUGUUAGGAUCACUAGUACUUAUUUCACAGAUUAAGGAUGGCGACUGUUGUGCUGCAGACUCGACAAAGCUGUGGGUGGGGACAGUUAUUUUGGGAGUUUCAAUGGCGUCAGUCUUUCCUACUGCUUUGAGCUGGGCAGAGUACUUUUUAACUGUAUCAGGAAGGACAGCAUCUGUUCUUGUGGUGGCCUCCAGCUGUGGUGAGAUGCUGAUUCCGCUGGCUGUGGGUAGUACAAUAGGGAAUAAGGUGGGACCAUGCUCAUUAAUGGCCUGUGCUUUUGUAAUCAGUGUCUUGACAGUUGUCACAUUCCUGUUAAUCUGGGCAACUGGUCGGUACUUUAAGCGCAACAGUGUCUUUGCUGGAAUGCUGUAUCAGCGGAGUCAGAAACAAGAGGAAGGACGAAAAGGACGUCAACCGGAUGAAGUUCUUGAGCUCUUGGAACAAAAUAAUGAAGAGUUUUUCAAUAAUGGUGAUAAAAAUGUAACCAUUUGA
Messenger RNA from Porites evermanni, 7209 nucleotides. NCBI's taxonomy places the organism in Eukaryota, Metazoa, Cnidaria, Anthozoa, Scleractinia, Poritidae. The record is from the annotation of a GenBank genome assembly.